Sinocyclocheilus rhinocerous is the source of this 639-nucleotide messenger RNA. Its product is annotated as tripartite motif-containing protein 16-like. NCBI's taxonomy places the organism in Eukaryota, Metazoa, Chordata, Actinopteri, Cypriniformes, Cyprinidae. Bases 1 to 639 code for a protein of 212 amino acids. The transcript is spliced from 3 exons. Gene Ontology annotation, molecular function: protein binding. The record is from RefSeq and is a predicted model, not a curated record.
AUGGUCAGGGAUAAGAAGAUUGUAACUGUUGCUCUGUCUCUUUCAUUUGCUACCUCUUUCUUUGCUGGGACUCUGCCCUCUCUCCCUCAGUGUGGAUCAUGGAGGAGAAUCCAGGACUACAAGGCCUGUUUUCUCACACUGGAUCCAAACACAGCACACACUCGUCUCAGUCUGUCUGAGGAGAACAGAAAGGUGACACGUGUGGAAGAGAAACAGCCGUAUCCUGAUCAUCCAGACAGAUUUGAUGAGUGUUGUCAGCUGGUGUGUAGAGAGAGUGUGUGUGGACGCUGUUACUGGGAGAUUGAGAGGAGUGGAGAUUAUGUGUUUAUAUCAGUGUCAUAUAAGAGCACCAGCAGGAAGAGACGGCGUGAUGAGUGUGUGUUUGGAUGUAAUGAUCAGUCCUGGAGUUUGUACUGCUCUCCUGACAGUUACUCAUUCACACACAAUAACAUAGUGACUGAUCUCUCUGUAAAGUUCAUCAGCAGGAGAAUAGGAGUGUUUGUGGAUCACAGUGCAGGAACUCUGUCCUUCUACAGCGUCUCUGACACAAUGAGCCUCAUCCACACAGUCCAGACCACAUUCACUCAGCCGCUCUGUGCUGGGGUUUAUGUUUAUAAAUCAUCAGUGAAACUGUGUUGA